Gorilla gorilla gorilla (western lowland gorilla) is the source of this 874-nucleotide messenger RNA. It is a transcript of the gene KRTAP12-4, whose product is annotated as keratin associated protein 12-4. The transcript has a single exon. The record is from RefSeq and is a predicted model, not a curated record. The coding region runs from base 272 to 550 and encodes 92 amino acids. Lineage: Eukaryota; Metazoa; Chordata; Mammalia; Primates; Hominidae.
UCACCAGCUCCCCUCGGCUCUGUUUCCAGGAAACACAUGGUCUGCUGAGUCAUGGGAACCCCCAGCUGAAAGAGUUUCCUGAACUGAGUAACCUCAACAGAAAAACACAGAAAGAUCAACCAGACAGGGCAGAGGAGGAAAAACCACCCACAAGGAAGAUGCCAGGGGGCUUGUUGCCAGGAUGCCGGUAGCCUGGGUAUAAAGGCCACCUAAGGAAGCAGGCUCCAGACCAGCCCUGUCCUCUGUGCCCCCCACCUGUCCACACUCCAUCAUGUGCCACACCAGCCACUCUUCAGGCUUCCCAAUGGCCUGCCCUGGCUCCCCGUGCUGUGUCCCCAGCACCUGCUACCCACUCGAGGGCUAUGGGACCUCCUGCUGCUGCUCAGCCCCCUGUGUGGCUCUGCUGUGCCGGCCCCUGUGUGGGGUAUCCACCUGCUGCCAGCCAGCCUGCUGUGCACCCAGCCCCUGCCAGGUGGCCUGCUGUGUGCCUGUGAGCUGCAAGCCUGUUUUGUGUGUGGCUUCCUUCUGCCCAGCCUCCGGGUGCUGCUAGCCCUUCUGCCCCACCCUGGUCUAUAGACCUGUCACCUGGAGCACCCCCACCGGCUGCUGAGCAGGUGGCCUCCUAUGACCCUUGUAGGUGCGAGGUCAGAAGCCAGCAGGCUCUCUGAACUCCUGCCAGGCAGUCCCCACAUCCUCCCGCAGCAAACUUUCGUCACCUGACUAGACCACCUACCUCCUUUGCAGCACCGUCCCUAGAUCCCAGCCAGUGAGGCCAUGCGCCUUUCUACACAGUUUCUCCUGGGUUCACAGCCUGGGUCAUCCACAGGGCCCUCCGCACUGUCUGAUGUUGGGUCUCUUGCAAAUAUCUAAUAAA